GCCUGUUAUACGACAGGUCAGCGGUUCAACUCUUCCUGUGAAAACUGGAAACAUUCAAACUAACUGGAUCUGCAAGAAUGUUAGCGUAAACUAAUAAGAAACUGCCGUAAACACUUUCAAAAGACCCUCUGCACACUUGAUUCAUAAUGACUAACAUCGCCGUUUCUCGAGUGAAAAGAGAGUUUCGCGAAAUCAUCACAAGCGAAGAGGAUCAGAAAAGCGGGAUUAAAGUGGAACUUGUUGACGAGACAUUUACAAAACUUAAAGGAGAAAUAAGAGGCCCUCCAGAGACGCCAUUUGAAGGUGGAACUUAUAAUCUGGAUAUUGUAAUUCCAGAAACGUACCCCUUCAACCCACCUAAGGUGAAGUUUACCACGAAAAUAUGGCACCCCAAUAUAAGUUCAGUCACUGGUGCUAUCUGCUUAGAUAUUCUCAAGGAUCAGUGGGCUGCUGCAAUGACCUUGAGAACGGUGAUGCUGUCUAUACAGGCUUUAUUGGCUUCUCCUGAACCUGAUGAUCCACAGGAUGCUGUCGUAGCUAGACAGUUUAAAGAAAACAGGUCAGCCUACUUGCUUACAGCGCGGCACUGGGCACAAGUCCAUGCUGGAGCUAAGUCACAGGGGCACAAUGAGUGUGAGGAGAAGAUCAGGCAAUUGAUGGAUAUGGGCUUUGCUGAGAAUCAAAGCAGAGUUGCCUUAUCAAGCCACUCAUGGAAUGUCGAGCGAGCGGUGGAGUCCCUCUUCAAUAGCUGACCCUUAAAUUGUGGUUUUAUUGCAGUAUUGACCUAUAAUAUUUUGCAAUGUUGCAAAUAGUUAUGUUUUGUAUAAUAGUGACACCUGAACAAAAACAUAACAGGAAACUUGUAAAAAUAGGAUUGCUUUUGGUUAUUUUAGUUGUUUGUCAUCUCUAUCAGGCCAUUUCCAUGAUAAUUUUUUUUCUUUCAAAUAUAAAAUACCUUUGGGAUUGUGAAUAAGUGGGCCUGUAUUUGUGUAACCAGAGGAUUUUUCAGAGGCUUCUAGAAGCUUUAGUAUAAAAUACCUUCUUGAAAAAUUCCCAUCACUAUAUAUUAUUGCACACAUCUAUCAACAAAAAAUUAUGUUGGAAUAAGUGUGCUGUAUAAAUUUAUUUUUUGUAGUCAUGGUGAAGACAAUAAACACAUGACCAGAGCAACCUAUUGUUGCUUUUGUUAGAA
This is a messenger RNA of Nematostella vectensis (starlet sea anemone), 1192 nucleotides long. Its product is annotated as ubiquitin-conjugating enzyme E2 K. Gene Ontology annotation, molecular function: protein binding. The transcript is spliced from 9 exons. Lineage: Eukaryota; Metazoa; Cnidaria; Anthozoa; Actiniaria; Edwardsiidae. The coding region runs from base 147 to 752 and encodes 201 amino acids. The record is from RefSeq and is a predicted model, not a curated record.